AUGCACCUGCUGCUGCUGGGCCUCUCCCCGCUCUGGCUCCUGGUGUGUGGGCAGAACGACACCGAGCCCAUCGUGCUGGAGGGGAAGUGCCUGGUGGUGUGCGACUCCACUCCUUCCGCGGAGCCAGGAGGGGGCGCUCUGGGCAUGUCCGUGCGCUCGGGCACCGGCAGAGUGGCCUUCUCCGCGCUCCGCAGCACCAACCACGAGCCCAGCGAGAUGAGCAACCGCACCAUGACCAUCUACUUCGACCAGAUCCUGGUGAACGUGGGCAGCCAUUUUGACCCAGCGCGGAGCAUCUUCGUGGCUCCGAGACGAGGCGUGUACAGCUUCAGCUUCCACGUGGUGAAGGUCUACAACAGACAGACCAUACAUGUGAGUCUGCUUCUGAACAACUGGCCGGUGAUCUCAGCCUUUGCCGGGGACCAGGACGUGACCAGGGAGGCAGCCACCAACUCAGGCCUGGUGCUGAUGGAACGAGGGGACAAGGCCAACCUGAAGCUGGAGCGAGGGAACUUGAUGGGCGGCUGGAAGUACUCCACCUUCUCUGGAUUCAUGGUCUUUCCUCUGUAG
This is a messenger RNA of Knipowitschia caucasica, 570 nucleotides long. The record is from the annotation of a GenBank genome assembly. NCBI's taxonomy places the organism in Eukaryota, Metazoa, Chordata, Actinopteri, Gobiiformes, Gobiidae.